Molecule: messenger RNA, 2067 nt
Organism: Neoarius graeffei (lesser salmon catfish)
Lineage: Eukaryota; Metazoa; Chordata; Actinopteri; Siluriformes; Ariidae
Gene: msmo1
Product: methylsterol monooxygenase 1
Exons: 6
Coding region: 548-1417 (289 amino acids)
Biological process (GO): sterol biosynthetic process
Molecular function (GO): C-4 methylsterol oxidase activity; iron ion binding
Source: RefSeq, a predicted model, not a curated record
UGCAGGAGCGACAGUGGGCGUUUCCUGUUUAAAUGCAGGCGCGACAGUGGGCGUUUCCUGUUUAAAUGCAGGAGCGACAGUGGGCGUUUCCUGUUUAAAUGCAGGAGCGACAGUGGGCGUUUCCUGUUUAAAUGCAGGCGCUACAGUGGGCGUUUCCUGUUUAAAUGCAGGCGCUACAGUGGGCGUUUCUUGUUUAAAUGCAGGAGCUACAGUGGGCGCUUCCUGUUUAAACGCGUGCGCUUCCUGUUUAAAGUGUAAUUUAUUAUUUCAGGAUGAAGAGCUGCAGCGCUUUUCCUCGCCACCGGACGGGAAAGGCGAGUCCGCUUGUCAUUGGUCGUCGCCGCGGUUACCUCCGUCUCACUAUCAUCACUCCAUACUGUCGACCAAUCAGCGUCCUGGUUUCCGAACUCUACGUCACGCCCCUUUUGUUUCAGCCAAUUACAGACGCUAAAACGAGUGCACAUUAAAAGAGCUCUGAACUCGUCCACAGGUAGAGACCGAGCUGUGGAAGAAGGUUGGUUCAGUCUGUUGAUGCGCAGGAUUGGAGAUGAACAGCACGGCUGACGUCUUGUCCUCGGCAUACCUGGCCGUGGAGUUUGUGGACUCGUUGCUGCCCCGAAACCCGCUGCAGGAGCCUGUGAAGCAGGCGUGGAACCACAUGCUGCAGAACUACAGCAAGUUCCAGAUUGCCACAUGGGGCUCUCUCAUUGUGCACGAACUGGUCUACUUCCUGUUCUGUCUACCGGGCUUCAUGUUUCAGUUCAUGCCGUUCAUGCAGAGGUACAAGAUUCAGCAGGAUAAACUAGAGACAUGGGAGAAACAGUGGAAGUGCUUCAAGAUGCUGCUGUUCAAUCACUUCUUCAUCCAGCUGCCUCUCAUCUGUGGCACGUAUUACUUCACUGAGUACUUUAACAUCCCUUAUGACUGGGAAUCCAUGCCCCGUUGGCCGUAUCUGUUGGCUCAGUGUUUCGGCUGUGCGGUGAUUGAGGACACGUGGCACUAUUUCCUCCAUCGAGCUCUCCAUCACCGCAGAAUCUACAAAUACAUCCACAAAGUUCACCAUGAGUUCACCGCUCCGUUUGGGAUGCAGGCAGAAUAUGCUCACCCGUUGGAGACACUGAUCCUGGGCGCUGGCUUCUUCAUCGGCAUCAUGGUGUUCUGUAAUCACGUGUCACUCUUAUGGGCGUGGGUCACCAUCCGUCUGCUGGAGACCAUUGAUGUGCACAGUGGAUAUGAUGUCCCUCUGAACCCGCUGCACAUGAUCCCCUUCUACGCCGGUGCACGCUUUCACGACUUUCACCACUUGAACUUUGUGGGUAAUUACGGCUCCACCUUCACCUGGUGGGACCGACUGUUUCUCACUGACGAGCAGUACAACAGCUACACGCAGAAACAGAGCCUGAAGAAAGUCGAGUAACACGUACACGCAUCUCACUAAUAUGUUUCACACUGGAUUGGACAGAUGUUAACGGAUCGACACCAGCAGCGUGCACCCACUUCACUGCAGCGUGCCUUUUAAGCUCUAGACAGGAGCCAAGUAGACAAAAGUAGACACGUAUUCAUACUUGCCUUUAAAAACAAAUUCUUUCACAAAUGACCGUGCAUACUAUACAUGUUGUUGGAUUUUUUUUUUUCUAUAUCAGUAUUUCUAUUUUGUUUUGAAGAGAUGUCUUAAUAGAUUUUAGUUUGUGUGUUUAAAAAAAAAAAAAGGAAACCACACACAUACAACAUACAGUACAUGUAUUAGAAGUAUCUGGAUGAGGUCGAUAUGUCGCACGUAUAAAAUAGAUUGUUGUGAUCUUUUGGAUUUGUCAGAUCUGGUCACAAUGUGAACAUUCAUCACUAUAAAAUAAUGACGACCUCAUCCUUGAAAGCGCUUUGGAUAAAAAGUUUUGUCUGUUUGUCUUGAAUGAAUGUCUAUUCUGAGUUUUCUGUGAUAUCUCACAGAGGAUAAUUUAAGUCACUUUAUCAUAAAUUAUUACACAUAAUUAUAUUAUAUACUAUUUCCUGAGGCAACAGCAUAUCUUGGAUGUUAUGCAGAAGCCGAGAGUAUAAUGUAUCUGAAAG